This is a messenger RNA of Triticum turgidum subsp. durum (durum wheat), 1011 nucleotides long. The record is from the annotation of a GenBank genome assembly. NCBI's taxonomy places the organism in Eukaryota, Viridiplantae, Streptophyta, Magnoliopsida, Poales, Poaceae.
AUGGCAACCUUCGACGCGGCCGUCUCCGGCCCGGACGCGGUGCCCGACCUCCGCCUCGCCGCGCACCAGUACAAUCAGCUCCUCCACCUGCUGGCCUCCGUGGACGGCACCGUCUUCCCCGUCCACCCGGCCGCCGCCGCCGCGCGGCGCGUGUUCGCCGGCAUGCUGGAGGCCAGGGCGCCCCCGUCUGAGGCCACCAUCACCUCGCUCACCUGCGUCGUCGCUGCAGACGCCGAGGGCGCCUACGAAGCCUUCAGGCUCGUCUCCUCCAUGCGGCAGAAGUACGGCAUCGUGCCGCGCCUCCGGACGCUGGCCCUAUCCCACGCCGCUGGAGGCCCUCGCGGCCGCUGGGAGCCGGGGCGCGUUCCUCCACAAAACCUUGAUCUGGAGCUUCGACGACGCAGGCCUCCAUGUUGGGCCGAGGAGGAGAAGAAGGGGAAGAAGGGGGGCACAUCGGAGGUGCCGGUCGAGCGUGCUAUCGAGGACGUUGAUGACGGCAGCAUGGGCGAGGCCGGGGAGGAGAUCAUGGUUGAUGCUUUACCGCCUGAAGUUGUUGACCUGGAACAAGAGGGUAAGGUGGAUGUGAGAACGGAAGCGCACGCCGUGGUGCAGGAUGUCGUGGUGUCCGAAGCACAUGAGGUGCCGGAACCAGAGGUGAAGAGUGAGGAGGUGGUGGUCCGAGACACAACCAAGGUGCAUCCUGCGCAUCAACCAGAGACGAAGGCCGAUGAGGUGCUGGUCAGGGAUACGGACACGGCUGUUGUGGUGCAGGAAAUGGAAGCAAAGGGUGAGGUGUCACGGUCUCGUGAGGCAGCUGGUGCGCAGACUACAGAGUAUGAUGAUUGCAUUAAGGAUUGUGAUACGGUUGUUGAGAGGGGAAGAGAACUUCAUGCUAACUGUGCUGACUUCAAGAUGGUCUCAAGGGCACUGGCAAGGAAAGCAACUGCUCUUGUCAAACUUGCCAAGUCUUCCAAAGACUACGAUGUUGCCAUUGAUUCCAGAAGGCUCUAA